AUGGCUGAGAAUCACCGCGUUGAGUACAACUGGAUCAAGGGCGUGGAGACACUCGAAGAAUAUCAGAAAGGAGGCUACCCUCCUGUUAUGGUCGGUGACGUGCUACAUGACCGGUAUCUUAUUGCAGACAAGCUUGGAUUUGGGGGCUAUUCGACGGUUUGGCUUGCCCGAGAUACCCAUCUCGAACGAUAUGUUGCGGUCAAAGUCAACAUCGCAGACUCUCUUCCGCACGAAUCAAAAGUUCUCAGGGCGUUGUCAACUCCGACUCUGUCGUCUUCAUCCGUUCACCCUGGGCGUGCCCUGACCCCCAUCAUCGUGGAUGAAUUCAAAAUUCAAGGGCCUAACGGAGAACAUAACUGUUACACGAUGACCCCUGCGCAAUGCAAUCUCAGAGAGAUUUCAUUCAGCCGUCUCUUCCCCCUCGACGUUGCUCGGGCACUUGCAUAUAAACUUGCACAGGCCGUUGCCUAUACCCAUUCUCAAGGCUACGUUCAUGGAUAUAUCCAUCUAAAAAAUAUCUUGGUCAAGCUCCCGUCAAGUUUCGACGACCUAUCUAUCAAGCAAUUGUAUGAGACAUAUGGCGAGCCCGAGGCUAUCCUUAUCACACAAUGUGAUUGUAAGCCAUUACCUCCCAAUGUCCCGGCGAAGGCUGUCGUGCCGCUGUUCCUAGGGAAAUAUGCGGAAAGUUUCUCGUUAUCUGGUGCGCACCCGCUUCUAAGCGACUUUGGGGAGGCGUUCUCUCCCGCUUCAGAAGUGCGUCUUGGACAAGACUGCCACACGCCACCCGCUUUUCGAGCCCCGGAAGCCAAAUUCGAACCGCAAACCCCGCUCGACUACCCCCUAGACAUCUGGAGUUUGGCCACGGCAAUCUGGGAGAUCAUCGGAAUGAAGUCAAUCUUUAGCACUGACUUUGUGCAUGAAGAUGAGAUAGUGUCGCAACAUAUCGACGUGCUAGGGCCUAUGCUUCCCGAGUGGUGGCAGCGCUGGGAAGGACGUCACCGAUUUUUCGACAAGUAUGGAUAUCCAACAGAGUCACAUAGAGAAAACAAAUGGCCCACGCUUAAGGAAUCAUUCGAGAUCGGUGUACAGAAAUGGAGAAGGAAAGCGGGAAGCGAGAUGACCGAGAACGAAAAAGCGGCGUUUCUGGAUUUGAUGCGCCGGAUGCUGUCAUUUAGGCCAGAAGAACGACCGACUGCUGAAGAGGUGCUAUUGUCGGAUUGGAUGCUCAAAUGGGCACUGCCUGACUGCAGGCGGAGCUUAAAAAGCUUUUGA
Penicillium cinerascens is the source of this 1272-nucleotide messenger RNA. RefSeq lists its product as uncharacterized. NCBI's taxonomy places the organism in Eukaryota, Fungi, Ascomycota, Eurotiomycetes, Eurotiales, Aspergillaceae. Gene Ontology annotation, molecular function: protein kinase activity; ATP binding. The record is from RefSeq and is a predicted model, not a curated record. Gene Ontology annotation, biological process: spliceosomal complex assembly; protein phosphorylation; regulation of mRNA processing. Bases 1 to 1272 code for a protein of 423 amino acids. The transcript is spliced from 2 exons.